AUGGAACUGCAGAAACUCGCUGAGCACGUGCCUGUGCCUAUUAAGGAGAGUCUCGAGGAGAGUAGUGCCAAGGUUAAUGUGCUGUUACAGGCUUAUAUAUCGCAGUUGAAGCUGGAUGGAUUCGCGUUGCAAAGUGAUAUGGUAUUUAUAAGUCAGUCGGCUGGGCGAUUGUUCAGAGCGUUGUUUGAGAUUGUCUUGUGGAGGGGGUGGGCACACCUGUCGCAGAAGGUAUUGAGUGUUUGUAAAAUGGUGAAUACAAGACAAUGGCAAUCGCUGAACCCGUUGCAUCAAUUCAAGAAGAUACCACAGGAGGUGGUGCGCAGUAUAGACAAGAAAAAUUACGCAUUCGAACGGUUAUACGAUCUGGAUCAACACCAGCUCGGGGAGUUGGUCAAAAUGCCGAAAAUGGGCAAACCGUUGUAUAAAUUCAUUAGACAGUUACCAAAACUGGAAUUGACAACGUUGAUACAGCCGAUAACGCGGUCGACGCUGAGAAUCGAGUUGACGAUAACACCAGACUUUCAGUGGGACGAGAGGGUGCAUGGUAACGCGGAAGGAUUUUGGAUCUUCGUGGAGGAUGUGGAUGGGGAGUUGAUAUUGCAUCACGAGUACUUUUUAUUGAAGCAGAAGUUUUGCGAGGAUGAACAUCAGGUGAAGAUGUUCGUGCCCGUGUUCGACCCGAUGCCGCCGCUCUAUUUCAUUCGAAUUGUGUCAGACCGUUGGUUGGGCAGUGAGACGGUGUUACCGAUCUCGUUCCGUCACCUAAUACUGCCAGAGAAAUACCCUCCCCCAACUGAACUACUCGACCUGCAGCCAUUGCCCAUAUCUGCGUUGAAUAAUAAACAGUUUCAGUCGAUUUUCGAACAGAAGAAUAUUAAUGUUUUCAAUCCGAUACAGACACAGGUGUUCCGAACGGUAUACGAAAGCAACGAGAAUGUAUUCAUUGGAGCACCGCAUGGCAGUGGUAAGAGGGUGUGUGCCGAGUUGGCGAUUUUAAGACAUUUCGAUAAUAAACCCGAUUCGAAGGCAGUGUUCGUGACGCCGAUGGAGGAUAUGGCUGAGAAGAUAUUCGCGGACUGGCAAGAGCGUAUUGGAACGGUGUUGGAUAAGACGGUGGUAUUGCUGACGGGCGAGCCGUCGACUGACCUGAAGUUACUGCAGAGGGGGAAGCUGAUUAUAGCGAGUCCGGAGAGAUGGGAUAACGUGAGCAGACGUUGGAAGCAGAGGAAGAACGUGCAGGCGGUGAAGUUGUUUAUUGUGGACGAUUUGCAUAUGAUUGGGGCGAGUUGCGGGCCGGUGAUGGAGGUGAUCUGCUCUCGAAUGCGUUAUAUGUCCUCUCAGCUGGACACCCCGGUACGUAUAGUGGCUCUGUCGAGUUCGUUGGCAAAUGCUCGUGACCUGGGGCAGUGGCUCGGGUGCUCGUCACAGACCACUUUUAAUUUCGCUCCGAACUGCAGACCGGUGCCGUUGGAGUUGUUUAUUCAGGGCUUUAACCUGUCCCACACGGCGUCUCGGUUGGCGGCAAUGUCCCGACCGGUAUAUUCGGCUAUCGGACGGCAUGGAGGGAAGCUGAGACCACGUCCGGCACUGGUGUUCGUGCCGAGUAGGAGGCAGUCGAGAUCGACAGCGGUGGAUAUGUUAACGAUGGCGCACGCGGAUUCGCAGCCGAAAAGAUUUUUACACAUAAAUCCGACGGAACCGACGUUUGUGAAGAUGAUCGAGGCUGUUCAGGAUAAGACGUUAAAAGAGACGUUGGCGUGUGGAGUUGGUUUCCUGCACGAGGGCACGAGUGCGAAGGAUAUGGCCAUCGUGGAACAGCUGUUUCAGAGUGGGGCGGUGCAGGUCUGUAUAGUGCCGCGCACAAUGUGCUAUCAGAUAUCGAUGUCAGCCUACGUGGUGAUAAUAAUGGAUACGCAAUAUUAUAAUGGUAAAUAUCACGUCUAUGAGGAUUAUCCGAUUGGAGACGUGCUGCAUAUGGUGGGGCUGGCGAAUAGACCGGGACUGGAUGAGGACGCCAAAUGCGUGUUGAUGUGUCAAUCGUGCAAGAAAGACUUCUUCAAAAAAUUCCUCUACGAGCCAUUACCGGUCGAAUCGCAUCUCGACCACUGCCUGCACGACCACUUCAACGCUGAAAUAGUCACCAAAACCAUCGAAAACAAACAGGACGCGAUCGAUUAUUUGACAUGGACACUGCUCUAUCGUCGAAUGACGCAGAACCCGAAUUACUAUAACUUGCAGGGCGUAACGCACCGUCACCUAUCGGACAGUCUAUCUGAGCUGGUGGAGAACACGCUGAAGGAUCUGGAGAAUUCGAAGUGUAUUACGAUAAAGAAUGAUAUCGAGACACACCCUCUGAAUUUGGGCAUGAUUGCAGCGUAUUAUUACAUUAGUUAUACGACGAUUGAGGUGUUCAGUAUGUCGUUGACGGCCAAGACGAAGUUGCGCACGCUGAUCGAGAUAAUAUCGAACGCGAGCGAGUUUGAGUCGAUGCCGAUCCGGUACAAGGAGGAUAUUGUGCUGAAACAGCUGGCCGAUAAACUUUCCUCGCAGCACAAAUUCCAUAAGUUUUCAGACCCGCACGUGAAGGUAAAUUUGCUAAUGAACGCGCAUCUGUCGCGAAUUCAGUUGUCAGCGGAAUUGAAUAAAGACACGGAAUUGGUGGUGCUGAAGGCGAUUAGACUGGUGCAGGCGUGUGUGGAUGUAUUGUCGAGCAACGGGUGGUUAUCGUCGGCGAUUCACGCAAUGGAGCUGUCGCAGAUGUUAACGCAGGCGAUGUAUACGAACGAGUCGUAUAUGAAGCAGAUACCGCAUUGCACACCUGCUCUG
Anisakis simplex (herring worm) is the source of this 2826-nucleotide messenger RNA. The record is from the annotation of a GenBank genome assembly. Lineage: Eukaryota; Metazoa; Nematoda; Chromadorea; Rhabditida; Anisakidae.